CCCCUUCAACAAUCUAACAAAUCCAUCCCCCAUCAGUUCUCCUAUUACCGAGGAGCUGCCUACACAUACUCUCUCUAUAAAACACAACACAAACACAGAAAUCGAUGGCGAUCAGAGAGUUAGAACCAUUGAUUGUAGGAAAAGUUAUCGGAGAUGUGCUGGAUCAUUUCAUUCCUUCGAUAAAAAUGUCCAUCACUUACAGCACCAAACUAGUCUGCAAUGGUCAUGAGCUCUUUCCUUCGGCAGUUAGUGCUAAACCUAGGGUUGAGGUUCAUGGUGGUGAUCUCAGGACUUUCUUCACCCUGGUCCUGACAGACCCGGAUGUUCCAGGACCUAGUGAUCCUUACCUGAGGGAACACCUCCACUGGAUAGUGACAGACAUUCCAGGCACCACUGAUGCAACAUUUGGAACGGAGAUUGUGAGCUAUGAGAUCCCAAGGCCAAACAUAGGGAUACACAGGUUUGUGUACAUUUUGUACAAGCAGAGUGGGAGGCAGACAGUGAAUCAUCUCCCAUGUUCAAGAGAUAAUUUCAAUGCUCGACGCUUUGCAGCUAAUAACAAUCUUGGCUUACCCGUGGCUGCUGUUUUCUUCAAUGCUCAGAGAGAAACUGCCGCCAGAAGACGUUAAUUAAUUACUUAAUUAUUGUCUAAUUAAUAUUGCCAGGACAAUCAACCUAAAAACCCUAGCUACAUGCACAGGCGGCAGAAUAAUUAGCAGGCUCGGAAACUGCGUGCUUUAAUUAAUUACUGUACUAAUCUUUUUGGACUUUUGAUUGACCACUGUUUUAUUCUACUCUUGGCUAGGGUUGUGCUAGCUCAGGUGUAGUACGGACUACUACUACAGACUGAUGAGUAGUACAGAGCCAGCUUAAAAGAAUAAAAAGAGAAACUCUCCCAUUGGUUCUUGUGUGACGGAUUUGAUUGGUUGGUAAUUUUGUAGUGUCUCAUAAAUUGCCGGAAUAUCAAUAAUUUCUUUUUGUACUUUAUUUGUGUGUUUGAAUCAAACUAUUUUAUUGUAAUUAUAUUGUAGUGUUAAGAUAAAAACUUUGCCAUGAUUAUUUUUCUUUUUAA
This is a messenger RNA of Daucus carota subsp. sativus, 1072 nucleotides long. RefSeq names its product CEN-like protein 2. The coding region runs from base 105 to 629 and encodes 174 amino acids. The transcript has 4 exons. Gene Ontology annotation, biological process: vegetative to reproductive phase transition of meristem; negative regulation of flower development. The record is from RefSeq and is a predicted model, not a curated record. Gene Ontology annotation, cellular component: cytoplasm; nucleus. NCBI's taxonomy places the organism in Eukaryota, Viridiplantae, Streptophyta, Magnoliopsida, Apiales, Apiaceae.